This is a messenger RNA of Botrytis deweyae, 807 nucleotides long. RefSeq lists its product as uncharacterized. The record is from RefSeq and is a predicted model, not a curated record. Lineage: Eukaryota; Fungi; Ascomycota; Leotiomycetes; Helotiales; Sclerotiniaceae. Gene Ontology annotation, molecular function: ATP binding; ATP-dependent chromatin remodeler activity. Bases 1 to 807 code for a protein of 268 amino acids. The transcript has a single exon.
AUGGGUCUUGGAAAGACUUUGCAGGCAUUGGGCCUCAUAUGCCACAUGAAUAAUGAGAGGAGGAAGGGGAAUGGUAAUGUUGGACAGACAAAGCCUAGCCUGGUAAUUAGUCCAAUUGCAGUGUUGAAUGUUUGGAAAAGAGUUGUAGAAAACUUUUUGUCCAAAAAGUACCAAGUGCACUUGUACUGUGCGAGAGAGAAAAUUCCUAUCUUGAACAAGGAAAGUCUCAAGAGCUUGGAACACCCCGAAUGCCAUAACUUUGUCGCCAAUUUCGAGUGGUUAAGAGCAAAGCACAAAGGCCAAAACAGAACUGAUCUAGGAGAAGUGUUUGAUACGGUUAUUAUUGACGAGGCCCAUAUCAUCAAGGACGAGAGUACCGGAAAUUAUGAGGUGCUCAGCGAGUUGGCACCCCUCAACUUCAUAUUGUUGACCGGUACACCCGUAAUGAAUCAGGAUAUUGACAUUGCGGCCAUGCUAUCGCUCUUCCGGCCGGAUAGCUUGUGGGAAGAUAUGCAAUGCGACAGAAAGACGAAUUCAUUUCACCUCGAGGAUAACCACCGUCAUGCUGUCCUAAGAGCGACCAGUUUCGCUGACCACCGAUAUCCGAACACGCUUCCCAAGAAAGACCAUGUGAAAGGAGGGGAGUGGCCGGGGAAAAUCUAUGAUAUAGUCCCUCUUAAGUGGGCUUUCGGUACAACCAUGAAUGGAGUCUCAAUCGGUUCUGCAAUUCCACAUGUUAAAACCAAUGUUGCUGUUGUUUUACCAAUCUUCCCAGUCAGUUUUAUUCAUCAGGUGAUUUCUAAAUAA